AUGUCUUCACCGGUUGAAUUUAAUUAUUCCCUUCCAAUCCAAAGAGAAGAUGGCCAUGCUUACCACAUGCCAAACUUCACAGAAAAACUAUGGCUGGCAAGAAUGAGAAAUGCAGAAGUGCCAGAGUUGAUAAAUGAUGCCAUUGGGUAUUCAACAGCAGAGGAAGAUCGAUCAAUUCAGAUGAAUCGAAUUCCACCCAAUCAAAAAGUCUUCAUCAACGAGAAUGAGAAUGCAUCCUUUACAGCUCAGCAGGUUGACUCGAAGAUGAUCCAAGAGAAACUCCCUGGCUUCGUUAUGGAAGGAAUCUUGAAGCUACGAAAGAUGUUCCUCCGUCGCGGAGAAGGCAAACACUCUGAGAAGUGUAGACUCGAACAGAUUCUUAGAUCUGAAAAGGAUGGAAAGAAUAGUGGCGGUGUUUCAACAACAGCGAAGGGCCACAUUGAGCAUUGUGAUGAACUUGCAGAAGCUGUUCAAUUGAUCGCCAAGGUUUCACAGCCAAUCAUUCGAUACGCCACUCCGGCAGAGGAACUCAGAGUACUUGAGCUACAAUCCGAGAUCGACGUAGCAUACACGGUUGGCGAUGAGGAGAAUAGAAAUUUCUCAACCAUACAAGUCAACUACUCCAAUGUGGACACGGUCUCUUUGUCAAUUGAGAUGGGGAAGUCUGGAUCGUUACACAUAGACGCGAAGGAUGACCCAGCACGGAUGUCGGUACUCCUAAACUUGUCCAAUCUUGCUGAAGGAUGUUUGCCUGGGACAUUUACCAUAAUGUCACUUCGCGACUACUGGGCAUUCGCACCAUGUGAUGCUCUAGUCUUCAGAGCAAGACAUCCUCAUCUCGGCAUUCCACCAAGAAUGAUGGGAGACUCGCCCAGGAAACCAUACGUUGCACCAAUUCCGGGACUGGCGUGGAUGGAUCCAGGGUUAUACAACUAUUCCAGACUCGUCUUCGUCGCCUACCCGCAGAAAAACUUGAUGAAUAUUGCGCCGUCUUUGAAGAGGUAUCAAAUGCCCGAUCAUUAUCAAAAAGAUAGUCCAAUGGCUAUUACCUUUCCUCAUGGAGAAGCUUUCGCGCUUGCGGCAUGGGGAACAGUAAGACAUCAGCACGAGAAGAUCGCAAUGCAAGACUCUUGGCAUCUUGCGAACCGCCACAGCAGUGGGUCCUUAGCUGUGUUACCAUCCGCCAAAUCGAUUGCAGAGCGAGAAGCGUGGAAAGACGAAGACGGGAAUAUUGUACUGCCACGAGUAGCAAGGAUUCAAACUGUUCUGGACGGAAACUCCGCACAGUCUCGAGACUCGGAUCAAGCGAAAGCAUUCGCCAGACUUAGAGAGAUUGCAAAAGCAUCACUUUCUCAAGACUUUUUCCAGCUGCGGUCGACACAUACAGACGUUAAAUACGUGGGUGUGUUGGGUUCUUCUCUCAUCAAGCCACCACCGGUUACGCCUGGGAAGAAACUCUCGAAGGCUGCCACUCAUGCGAUGUUUGGAGAGAAGCCAUACUUGUGUUCGCUCUGUGACAAAAGAGCUCCAGGUCGGUUUGAGUUGCAAGCCCACUUCAAGGCUCACCACAAGAACGACUGUUUCGAAGGUGUUGAAGCCGUCAUCCUGACAAGAGAUCCGAACCAUCUCAAAUUUUUACAAGAGGCGGGUGCUUCAAGUCUGGCAGAGAGCUCCAAGAAGGGUGGUAAGCGUCGGAGAUCUGGUUCGGAAAGUAAUGAGCCGCCAGCACAGAAGAUCAAGGCUGAGGAUCCAGAGGAUGCCAUCGUGAUCUCUGACGAUGAGGAGAUUGAGGACCUCGCGGCUGCUUCUACACAGCACAGGAAGAGGGAUUAA
Messenger RNA from Botrytis byssoidea, 1833 nucleotides. RefSeq lists its product as uncharacterized. The record is from RefSeq and is a predicted model, not a curated record. Bases 1 to 1833 code for a protein of 610 amino acids. Lineage: Eukaryota; Fungi; Ascomycota; Leotiomycetes; Helotiales; Sclerotiniaceae. The transcript is spliced from 3 exons.